CAACUCCGAACGAAAAUAAACGGGUUUGUCCGAGUACAGCGGUGAUUUAGCCAUGGAGCGGGUUUAAGUAACACUUCCACAAGGUUUAGCGUUUCCAGGCUGGGCUUAUUAUGUUUAUUUUUGAACUGCACGUACAUGUUAAGAUGUGAGACGUGGAUAUUUUUUUGCUGGAAAAAAAAACAAAAUGCUGGAAAGUUUGAUUUGAAUGUGUUAUAAAACCCACCCGUAGACCGUGAUGCGGCGUCUACAGCGGAUUCACUCGCUGUUAUUGGGCUGUAAACGUUGAGAAAAAAAAACAACACGUUUUUAGGAAAAGUUCUCUCGUUUUUUUUUGUAAUCAGGUAAAUAAUUGAGCAGAAAAUAGCUUGGAAGAAACGUCAAGCUGGAAUAUAAAGGGAAUGUCUAGUCAAGGGACGAGGAGAAACGGUCCAGUGAAACUGAGGCUCACAGUUCUAUGUGCGAAGAACUUGUCCAAGAAGGACUUCUUCAGACUGCCAGACCCCUUUGCCAAAGUGGUGGUGGAUGGUUCUGGUCAGUGCCAUUCGACAGACACAGUCAGGAACACGCUGGACCCAAAGUGGAACCAACACUAUGACCUUUAUAUUGGUAAACUGGACUCCAUCACCAUCAGCGUAUGGAACCAUAAGAAAAUUCAUAAGAAGCAGGGAGCAGGAUUUCUGGGCUGUGUGCGUCUCCUCUCCAAUGUCAUCAACCGCCUCAAAGACACUGGCUAUCAGAAGCUGGACCUGAACAAGCUUGGGCCCAACAAUAAUGACAACAUCAGAGGGCAGAUAGUGGUGAGCUUGCAGUCCACUGACAGGAUAGGAACAGGAGGUCCCUUGGUGGACUGCAGCCGUCUAUUUGACAACGAUUUACCAGAUGGCUGGGAGGAAAGGAGGACUGCAACUGGCAGGAUUCAGUAUCUUAAUCACAUCACACGGACAACACAGUGGGAAAGACCGACCAGGCCCGCCUCAGAGUAUGCAAGCCCCGGUCGGCCCCUCAGCUGUCUGCUGGAUGAGAACACACCCAUCCUAAGUUCUAAUGGAGCCUCUGGCAUCACACACACCAACUCCAGAGCUCAGGAGAGACGUGUCCGCUCACAGAGACAUAGAAACUACAUGAGCAGAACACACUUGCACACCCCAGCUGAUCUGCCUGAGGGAUAUGAGCAGAGAACCACGCAACAGGGCCAGGUCUACUUCCUCCACACCCAGACUGGGGUGAGCACGUGGCAUGACCCGCGAGUGCCCAGGGAUCUCAGCAAUGUGAACUGUGAAGAGCUCGGGCCACUCCCACCAGGCUGGGAGAUUCGGAACACAGCCACAGGCAGGGUGUACUUUGUGGACCACAACAACAGGACCACCCAGUUCACAGACCCUCGUCUCUCAGCCAACCUGCAUCUCGUCCUCAAUCCAAAUGGAUCUCGUGGUGUGGAGAAUCCAAACCCCAGUCGUACUCCCCAGCUGAAGGAGCAGCCUGCGCUGUGUAAUCUCCCUGAGGAGGCUGAAGACUGUUUAACUGCUCCCAAGUAUAAGCGGGAUCUGGUGCACAAGCUGAAGGUGUUGAGGCAGGAGUUGUCUCAGCAGCAACCACAGGCUGGCCACUGUCGCAUCGAGCUCUGUCGAGAGGAGAUCUUUGAGGAAUCAUAUCGGCAGGUUAUGAAGAUGAGGCAGAAGGACUUGUGGAAGAGGCUGAUGGUAAAGUUCAGAGGAGAGGAGGGCCUUGAUUAUGGGGGCGUGGCCAGAGAAUGGCUGUAUUUGUUAUCACAUGAAAUGCUCAACCCUUACUAUGGCCUGUUCCAAUACUCACGUGACGACAUCUACACGCUUCAGAUCAACCCAGAUUCUGCAGUCAACCCAGAGCACCUGUCCUAUUUCCACUUUGUGGGUCGUAUCAUGGGCAUGGCAGUGUUUCAUGGCCAUUACAUCGAUGGAGGCUUCACUCUGCCCUUCUACAAACAGUUACUGGGCAAACCCAUCACACUUGAGGACAUGGAGGCCGUUGACCCGGACCUGCACAACAGCCUGGUCUGGAUACUGGAAAAUGACAUAACGGGUGUACUGGACCAUACCUUCUGUGUGGAACACAACGCUUACGGACAGAUCAUCCAGCACGAGCUUAAGCCUAACGGCAAGAACAUCCCCGUCAAUGAAGAGACCAAGAAGGAGUACGUCAGGCUGUAUGUGAACUGGCGCUUCCUACAUGGGAUCGAAGCUCAGUUUCUGGCUCUGCAGAAAGGUUUCAACGAGGUCAUACCCCAGCACCUACUUAAGGCCUUUGAUGAGAAGGAGUUGGAGCUGAUUGUGUGUGGCCUGGGGAAGAUCGACAUCCAGGACUGGAGGGCAAACACGCGCCUGAAGCACUGCACUGCUGACAGUAAUGUGGUAAAGUGGUUCUGGAAAGCCGUGGAGUCGUUUGAUGAGGAGCGCAGAGCCAGACUGCUGCAGUUUGUCACCGGCUCAUCUAGAGUGCCUCUGCAAGGCUUCAAGGCCUUACAGGGUGCUGCAGGGCCCAGACAGUUCACCAUCCAGCAAAUCGAUGCCAACACCAACAACCUACCUAAAGCCCACACAUGUUUUAACCGCGUCGACAUUCCACCAUACGAGAACUACAACAAACUGUAUGACAAGCUGCUGACUGCCAUCGAGGAGACCUGUGGCUUUGCAGUUGAAUGAGGAAGCCCCGUCUCAUGCACCGUCAGCAACACAAAGUUCAACGCUGGCUUUGAUUCUUUUUUUUUUUUUUUGUAGGGGUCAAUCCCUUCAUCUUCUCUAGCUGCUAUCAUCAGAUCUAUUAGAAGUCAUGUUUGGUCCAGAAGUCAGCUCUUGGUUUUAAUGACUAUGGAGAAACUAGGAAAAAAAGAAUUUUUGCCUCCUCUGUAUAAUAUUCAAAGUCUGUCAUGAAGGCAAGGUUAAACUUUUCAUCUCCGUCAGGGAUGUCUUCAAAACAGCAGCAAUCGUUGUAUGAAUUCGCUUAUUGAUUGUAAUGAAAGACUGGUAUCCAAAGUAAGAGAUAUUAAUACUACUGACGUUAGAGAGUCAAGAGUUGUUGUUUUUUCAGUCCACACUUAAAAUUUGAAAUCAAAUUGAGUCCAUGAUAUUGUGAUUAAAUAAUGUGAUCAACUGAUCAAUUCUGGCUAGAACAAGUUAGUCACAGUGAAUGAGAGUGGAAUAAAAGCAAAAAACACCACUAUUUUUAAUAAGUCCAGAAACCUAUUUUAGUGACAGAGUUUUUUUGAGGAGAAAUCUGGCUAGAUUAUUUAGCUAAUGAUUCAGUGAAGAAUAUUUGUUACCUUCAUAGACACUCACUUGACAGUCAGCCAUCUAGGGCUGAUGUGUGUGGUUGGAACCAAUCAUUUCAUGUGAUAAGUAACUAGCUUAAAAAAAAAACACCAACAAAUACAUAUAUUCAUUUGACAGAUGGUUCAUUUCAAUCAUACAGCUUGAGAGGUUAGAGGACAUGCCCAGUGGCUCUCCCAUUGCAGGUCCAAAUAUUCAAUCUCAACCUUAAAGCCAUUAAAACUUGAUUCAGUUACAAACAUUUCAGCUUAGAACAGAAACGGCACAACGACCUAAGCCCUUAAAACACAUGCCAUACACUCUCCUGUCAAUCUCAGGAGGUUGGGUAUGAACGUUGAAAUAAAAUCUCACAAACGCUGGUGAUAAGCAUGCGUGAUAAUCGUCCUGGUGUGUACGAGCCUUAAUGCUGCAAGGCACUGAUUUCUUUCUAGCCCACACUGUAGAUUCAUGCAGCCUUUUAGUGACAGUCAUGUACAGUCAAAUCCCAGGACAGAGCCACUAUACAGCCUUUAACCCUCUGCUAGGAGUACAUCACGUAUAAAAUGUCUAGGUUAAAUAUUGUAUUAUGUCACUGUGUAGGAAAAAAAUCAAUCAUCUACCAAAUGUAAAAUGUCCCACAUGAUUACUAUUUGAAGGGAAACGCUGAACCUGGAUCACACAACAGCACUUUAGAAAGGAGGCCAGAAAAAUUUGGGUUAACAAUAGAGAUGAUUUUACUUCAUUCUAAUUGUAUAGCUGAUUUGUAUCCACAUAUUUUAUAUGUUUUAUAUCUUUCUAUUUCAGGACAUAACCUCAGGUCAUGUAGGAUUGGAUUUUUGUUCACUUUUAUGGGACUGGAUUGUUUUUUUGUUACAUUAUUGAGAUUGGCCACAAAUCUGUGCGUUAAAAAGAUCUAACUGGUUGCCAGCAUUGUUCACUCAUUGUUUUUUGGUUGAAAUUCAGCACUAAAGACAGUCUUGUGAAAAACGACAGCAUGCAUCUCAGUGUUCCAAAGAACGUCAUCUAAUAUUUUCCUCAGUUCAUUUAGGUCAGUCGUUAAGUCAGUCAGCUGAGCAAUGUUUAGGAGUCUGACGUUUGCUUCAACAGUAUUGGACUGCUUCUUCCAAUUUAAUGUAGACUUGUAGCUAUGAAACUCUGCUGUAAUCAUAAAGCCAUGUUACUUCUGUGCUCAUCUGUGACACUUCUAUACAGUAAUGAUUUAUAAUCUCAGUAUCCUGCGUCACCUUGAAGAGAGCCUGGUUCUGCUUAACCUUUCUUCCUCGUGUUGUCUCAGGGAGUUUUUUCUUACCGCUGUUCUCUUUGGCUUCAUCCAAAUCAACAACUGGAAUUUAAUGUAGCUAACAAAAUAAGGAAGUGAGGCUCACUGGGAAGGGAAAAACACCCAGACCUUCAAAUAGGACUUUAGAAAAUAACACAAUUUAAAUACAAAAAGAAGAACGUCAUUGUCCAUGAUGUGUCCACAAUUCCAAAUCUGGAUGGUGGAACGAUAAUAAACUCAAACACGGGGGACUCUGUUGUCCAAGUUUGUUGCCCCAGAAUGCUACAGUUUUAAACUACAUGGUUAAUCACCCAAUCAACCUGAAUCUCUCUCACACACACACUUGCAUGCGCCCUCACCUCCUUGGGCCUUAACAAUAUUAUUGAAAAGAUUUUGGGUGAGUCAGACAGUUACUUGUUAGCUACAUCAUCAGUUGUAGCUCCAGUGCAAAACUAAAGAAGCAAACCUCAGACUAAAUGCAUGAACUGGCUGACUGACUACACUUGUAUUUGGGCUUGUGACCGUAUAGUCCACUGAAGCUUUGAAGUUAAUGCUUCAUGUUUAUUAUAUGCUUUUUAACAUUUUAGGACUUUGGAGCUUAUAACGUUGUCCUUAUUUGCAGCAUCUGUAUCUCCAAGGUUAUAUUUAGUCCAUACAUGUGCUACAAACCUUAAGUAUGCUCACAAUGUGCCUUAUCCAGUAUGAAGUACAGAAAUAUUAUAUAUAUGCUGAUGCUUUGAAGAGGUUUCAUAAUGCGUUUUUUUUUUUUUUUUUUUUUUGGAUUUUCAAUAACCAAUCAUCUUACAUUUGUAAAGUAUUAUUUACAGUUCUGUAUUUAUAAUUAACAUGAACUCAAGCCGACUGAUCACACAGUUUGGACAGUCGGCGACACUCUUACUAUCGGUUGCCUUUCUAGCAUGUUCUGCAUAAUCCUUGUGUUUGGUGUGACGUUUGAAACAGUGUUUUGGAAUUGAGUGUGUGCGUGCAUGCUUCAGUAUGUACAGUAUGUGUGUGUACAGUGUGUGUGUUGGUGUAAAUAAGCUUGUUGAGUAUUUCACUUUUUAUUUCGUCUGUAUUUAUUGCUGCAGCUGUUCUGCGAGCUCAUCUGUGUGUACAUAAGAGGACGUGCAGCGGAAAGUGUUCCUGCUGUAUGCCUCGAAACCUGAGCAAUAAACUCUGACCUGUUUGCAUCA
Messenger RNA from Tachysurus vachellii, 5753 nucleotides. RefSeq names its product E3 ubiquitin-protein ligase SMURF2-like. Bases 399 to 2678 code for a protein of 759 amino acids. Gene Ontology annotation, molecular function: protein binding; ubiquitin protein ligase activity. The record is from RefSeq and is a predicted model, not a curated record. Gene Ontology annotation, biological process: ubiquitin-dependent protein catabolic process; negative regulation of BMP signaling pathway. The transcript has 20 exons. Lineage: Eukaryota; Metazoa; Chordata; Actinopteri; Siluriformes; Bagridae.